Anopheles coustani is the source of this 1448-nucleotide messenger RNA. RefSeq lists its product as uncharacterized. Gene Ontology annotation, molecular function: zinc ion binding. Gene Ontology annotation, cellular component: nucleus. The record is from RefSeq and is a predicted model, not a curated record. Lineage: Eukaryota; Metazoa; Arthropoda; Insecta; Diptera; Culicidae. The coding region runs from base 100 to 1320 and encodes 406 amino acids. The transcript has 3 exons.
GCGGAAAUCCAAACAGGGACGCCAGUUUGAGUACGUAUGUUUACUUUAUGUCCUACUUCUUUUGUUAAAGAACUAGCCGACAUUGAGAAUUAGUAAACUAUGCUAAAUACGCCGGGCGAUAGUGGCUUAAAAGUACCUUCUGCGAAUGAAAAUGAAUAUUGUCAUUUUUGUUUCUCGUCUGAAAAUCUGUUGCUCUUGUUUCCAUUCGAGCAAUACAUUCGUCCCGAUAUGACGAGCUUCAUCGAUACUUUCAUCGGCGUUCAACUUUCAUCCGAAAAUGAUACUAACUUCACGCUGUGUAGGAGCUGCAUCGAUGCGAUAGCAUUCUGUAUCGCGUUUCGAGAGUGCUGCCGGAAACACCAUGAAGCAGUGCGAGAAUCGAGACAUUUCCAUCGAGUGAUGGAACAUUUGCACUCCUUUUUACAAGAAUCAGUGUUAGAAGAUGUUUCUACAGCAGUCGCAUUAGAAACAACGACUAUAAACCAUCAAGCACCUAUCAUUACUUCAGAAGAUGCCACUUUUGAACAAUGCGUUCCAUCACCCGUCACUGCAGACAUACCUUCCACACCAACAGUUGAAUGCCCCAGACAAAAACGUCGCCAACCAGAAUCAUCAGGCAUCGGUUCUCAUGUUCAACAAUCCAAGAAGAUGAAACACACCGAAGAACGCCUUCAAGGAAAAGGAAAUCAUAUCCGAGUCCUCAUGCGAAGGGCGAGUGUUAAGAGUAGGCCAGAAGCAAACACUGAGACAUCGCCCGCUGCAUGCGUGGAUGUAGCUGAAAAUCUUGGAUCGGAAGUAAAUGUUGAAACAUCCCCCGAAGCAUGCUUGCCAGCAGUACCUGCAGCUGAAAAUCUUGGAUCGGAAGUAAACGUCGAAACAUACCCCGAAGCAUGCUUGCCAGCAGCACCUGCAGCUGUAAUUCUUAGGUCGGAAGUAAACGGCGAAAUAUCCCCGGAGGCAUGCUUGCAGACAGCAACUGCAGCUGUUAAUCUUAGAUCGGAAGUGACCGUCGAAACAUCCCCCGAAACAUGCUUGCAGACAGGAAAUGCAGCUGUUAAUCUUGGAUCGGAAGUGAACGCCGAAACAUCCCCCGAAGCAUGCUUGCAGACAGUAACUGCCGCUGUUAAAAUUAGUUCGGAAGUAAACCCCGAUACAUCGGCUGAGCCAUGCUUGAAGACAGCAAAUCCUCUCCUAAAUAGUACAACGGACACACGUCCUGAACUCGGCGAAGUUAAUUCUGAGCUCAGUAACAAACCAGCAGUUUGCAAACCUUGUUUCGUAGCGGUAAAAAAACUGGAUGUUAGUUUGUUAACGCUAUAGAAACAGUUAUUUUUUGGCAUGAUAUCUACAAACGAGCCGGCACGUGGAGGGCGCUUGGCCUUGUAUUUAUAGCCUAGAUUGGCUCCUAUGGAAGAUAAUUCGGAUAGAACGUAUAGCAAUUCUCGAUU